AUGAUCGAAACGCUUGAGACGCGGCGCUUAAACUUGAUACAGGAAGUCAUAGACGUCUGUCAUGAGUGGAUUGACAAGUUCUGCGGUGCUUAUUCAUGUUAUCAUGAUAGAAACCAGUCCUUCAAUUGCGGCUCCAUACUACUGGGUGCACUCACGAAGCAACUGUACAAUAUGGACAUAUCCUGGACGACAGCUGAGCCAUUCAGUGGCCUCAGCUUGGAGGAACUCGAGAACGGCGUCAAGUCGAUGCGAAUGCCUACUUGGCACGUAAAGUACCCUCGCCCCCCUCCUACGGCCGAAGAAGAGAAACAAAAAAAGGAAGAAUUCGAAAAGCGCCAAGCCGCUCGCCCAUCCUACAAUCGUGAACCAUACAAGAAACCCGCUCCUGAACCUCCUUUCUACAUUUACCUGCAGCAUGUUUGUUCCCUUGAUCCAGUCGUCCGGGAUGUCCAAUCGGUAAUCAAGAAGGCACAAGGACUAGAGCUCAAGGAUUUCGUGGAUCGCGCUGAGACUGCGACAGACACAACACCUCGCCAAGGCUGA
Molecule: messenger RNA, 543 nt
Organism: Alternaria incomplexa
Lineage: Eukaryota; Fungi; Ascomycota; Dothideomycetes; Pleosporales; Pleosporaceae
Exons: 2
Coding region: 1-543 (180 amino acids)
Source: RefSeq, a predicted model, not a curated record